This is a messenger RNA of Ipomoea nil (Japanese morning glory), 1632 nucleotides long. RefSeq lists its product as uncharacterized. The transcript has 7 exons. Bases 236 to 1147 code for a protein of 303 amino acids. Gene Ontology annotation, cellular component: preribosome, large subunit precursor. NCBI's taxonomy places the organism in Eukaryota, Viridiplantae, Streptophyta, Magnoliopsida, Solanales, Convolvulaceae. The record is from RefSeq and is a predicted model, not a curated record. Gene Ontology annotation, biological process: rRNA processing; ribosomal large subunit assembly.
AAUUUCUCCCUAACACUCCAUUGCAACUUUUCCAUCUCCUCAGUCAGUGCUCUCUGCCGAGAAUAAGCUAUGAAAUUCAUCCAAAUAUUAUCCAUUUUCGCCCUCUCCUUUCUGCGGCUCAGUCUUCCCUUAGCAUCUCUCUUGAUUCUUCUCUAAUCUCACCCAAAAACCUUCUACUCUCAUUUAAACAAAAUCUCAGAUCUUUAAUUUCUUGCUCAGCCUUUAAUCUCUGAGGAUGGAGUCCCCAAAGCACGCGGUCGCGUUCUAUGCGGAAGCAGCGGCCAUAAACGUCGGUUUCUAUAGCAAAGCCGAUGAUGUUUCGGCCGGAGCUCAAGAGUGGACAAUCAGCGGUGAGAGAUUGUUUGCUGGAAUGGAUUCGGUCAGAGGUUUCUCUCUAUUUUUAUUUCUCAGUUCAGAGUUUCGUGCUCAGAUAUGUUGUUGUUGUGGGAGUCUACGCUCAUAUCUGCUGCUGUUGUGGGAGUACGCUCAGAUCUACUCCUUUUAUUCUAUCUACAACGGAACUAGCGACGGAGGGAUAGAGGAGGUGGCGGCGGAGUUGGAAAUCGGCCGGUUUGUGCCCAUAUUUCUUCAUCACUCCACCCUGCCACUCACAAUCGACGAAAUUGUAAGUGCUCACCAAAGUUCAUUUGAAGAUGACAAGUACAGUGAAAUCAAGUAUCUCUUUCCUUGUAAUUCAUGGAAGAUGAUUACGGAAAAUGAUGUGACGGUCAUGAUUUCCCUCCUUAAGUCCUCGAAACAUGAACAUUUUAAAAAAUUGAUCAGUCCCUUAAUUAAGCCAUUGCUGCGUUUCCUUUAUCUCCCUUGUUCAUCAAGUGAUUUUAUGCGAAAUCUAGGAUCUGCGUGGUUAUUGAUUGGUGGCUUAUGCUACCAUCUUUUGAUUAGCUACACAUAUUUGGAUCCCACUGUAAAAUACUCUGUAAAGCACUCACAGCUGACAGAAAAAAUUGCUUGUCUCCAGCUUGAGAAUGAGGUAAGAAGAGAGUGUACUUAUUUAUCAGGGUCCUUUCAGUUAAGAGAAGAUGACAGACAUACCAAGGUGUUAGAAGAACUCAAUACCAAGCUGAAGAAACUUCAAAAACAUGACAGAAAAACAUUCACUAUUGUGCUUGAAUGCCAAGAGGAGUAAGUAGCUAGUGAAAAGGGGGAAGCUUCAAGCUUAAGUUCAAAAUGGAGAAGGAAACCUCCAUGACAAGUCUCUUGUUACAAAGGACAACACAAGUAAGUUGUGUUAUUCAGUUUUUGCUUUCUUAUCAAUCUAUCUUCUGGCUUUGCACCUUUACUGCCUCAUUUGUAUAGAAACUUAUUUUAUCACCUAGGAGGCACAACAUCUUUAGCUGGCAUCUUUGUGAUUUGUAUGGAAUCAAAAUUGCCAAGUCUUGCGUUAGCCACAGUUCCUAUUAUAGUCAGAUUGUCAUCUAAACAAGCCAGCUCAUCAACUACUCAUAUGGAUAUUAUCACCCGGAUAUCAAUUCUUGUUAACUGUUCUCCUUGUGCUCCAGGAGUUGUGUAUGGAUAUUAUCACCCGGAUAUCAAUACAUGUAGUUCCAACAAGUUGAUUAUGACAAAGCGGUUAUUGAUCUGGUGCGUUCAGAAUGGGCCGAUAUUCUAUCA